GGCAAACAAGCCAAACCUUAGUAAAUACGCCUUAUGGAAGAAGGCAGAAUUGCAGAGGCAUAUGAGAGAACGGGGAUUGCCAACUACCAUGGGGGUAGAAGAGUUAAGGGCGCUUGCAUAUGCCACAGAUAUUUUGAAAAUCCAGCCUGUACCGUCCAAGGAAGACGAAGAAAAAUCGAGUUUUUGGUUGUGGACACCUGAGGGCAGUAGUGGGCACAGUAAACUCCAGAUGAAGAGAUCAGACUCACCAGAACCCAGCUGUGUCUCCAUGAAGAGUGACUGGUCUAUGGAUUAUCCUUUGCACUUUAACACUGGAAACCCCUCAUCUGUCCACAGUAAACUCCAGAUGAAGCGAUCAGACUCACCAGAACCCAGCUGUGUCUCCAUGAAGAGUGAUUGGUCUAUGGAUUAUCCUUUGCACUUUAACAGUGGAAACCCCUCAUCUGUCCACAGUGUUUUACAGAAGGCAGGAGACAGAAGAGAAAAGAUCUUCAUCACAGAUGCAGGACACGCCCCAGAAUCUGCUGCUGGAAAUGAAGUCCAGAAAAAGUUCAAAUUAAACCUGAUGAAGAAGUUUCAGUGUUUAAAUGAAGUGAUAAUAAAGCAGGAAAACCGAGUGCUCCUGAAUGAGAUCUACACAGAGCUCUACAUCACAGAGGGAGACAGGGGAGACGUCAAUAAAGAACAUGAGGUGAGACAGAUCGAGGCAGCAUCCAGGAGAAAAAAAACAGAGGAAACACCAAUCAAAUGUAACGACAUCUUUAAGCCCUUAUCUGAAGAAGACGAACCCAUCAGAACUGUAGUGACAAAGGGAGUGGCUGGUAUCGGAAAAACAGUCUCUGUGCAGAAGUUCAUUGUGGACUGGGCUGAAGGGAAAGCAAAUCAGGAUGUCCCCCUCAUAUUUCCACUUCCUUUCAGAGAGCUGAAUCUGAUGAAGAACCAAAAACUGAGUCUGAUGGAGCUCCUUCAUGUCUGUUUCAAGGAAACCAAAGAAACAGAAAUGUCCGGGUUGGGAAAGGUUCUGUUAAUUUUUGAUGGAUUGGACGAGUGUCGUUUCCCUCUGGAUUUCCAGAACACAGUGAGAGUGUGUGAUGUCACUGAAUCAACAUCAGUGCAUGUGCUGCUGAUAAACCUGAUCAAAGGGAAUCUGCUUCCCUCUGCUCUCAUCUGGAUCACAUCCCGACCAGCAGCAGCUGAUCAAAUCCCCUCCGAGUACGUCCAUCGAGUCACAGAGGUACGAGGGUUCAGUGACCCACAGAAGGAGGAGUACUUCAGGAAGAGGGUCAGUGAUCAGAGCCUGGCCAAGAAGAUCAUCACACACCUGAAGUCAUUAAGAAGCCUCUACAUCAUGUGUCACAUCCCAGUCUUCUGCUGGAUUUCAGCCGCUGUUCUAGAGAGAAUGUUGGGUGAAGCAGAGAGUGGAGAGAUCCCCAAGACUCUGACUCAAAUGUACACACACUUCCUCAUCAUUCAGACAAACAUCAUCAGAGGAAAGUACUCAAAGAAGCAGGAGAGUGAUAAAGAAAUGCUUCUCAAACUGGGAAAACUGGCUUUUGAGCAGCUGGAGAAAGGCAACCUGAUCUUCUAUGAGGAAGACCUGAGAGAGUGUGGCAUUGAUGUGACAGAAGCAGCAGUGUACUCAGGUGUGUGUACGCAGAUCUUCAGAGAGGAGGUUGGGCUUCACCAGAGUAAAGUGUACUGCUUUGUUCAUCUGAGCAUUCAGGAGCAUCUCGCGGCUCUGUAUGUGCAUCUGACCUUCAUGAAGGAAAAGAGAAAUGUUCUUGUUCCGAGUCGGUCCAGUUUUUUGCAUUUUCUGUACUUUCAGACAAUUUCAGAUGUACACAGGAGUGCUGUAGAUCAGACCUUAAAAAGUCAGACUGGACAUCUGGAUCUGUUCCUCCGCUUUCUUCUGGGUCUCUCACUGAAGUCCAGUCAGAAACUCUUAUGUGCCUUAGUAACACAGACAGGAAGUAGCUCCCGGACAGGAAAGAGGAAAACAGUUCAGUACAUUCAGAAGAUGAUCAGUGAAAAUCUUCCUGCAGAAAAAUCCAUCAAUCUGUUCCACUGUCUGAAUGAACUGGGUGAUGAUUCUCUAGUGGAGGAAAUCCAACGCUACCUGAAAUCUGGAAAACAAAGUGAACUCUCUGCUUCACAGUGGUCUGCUCUAGUGUUUGUGUUACUGACUUCAGCACAGGAGCUGGAGGAGUUUGACCUGAGUAAAUAUACCAGUACAGAGAAGAUACCAGAUGAGGUUCUUGUGAAGGUGAUGCCUGUGAUUGCAGCAUCCAGAAAAGCAAUGAUCAGUUGUGAUACAAUUGAAGGGAGAAGCGCUGAAGCUCUGGUCUCAGUGCUCAACUCAGAAACCUCCAGUCUGAGAGAACUGCAUCUGACUGUGAAGACACUGGAUCUGACUGGGAAUAAACUAGAAGACUCAGGAGUGAAGCGUCUCUGUGCUGUACUGGAGAAUCCUCACUGUAAAGUGGAGACACUGAGGUUGUGUGGUUGUGGUGUCUCAGAUGAAGGCUGUGCUGCUCUGAGUUCAGCUCUGAGAUCAAACCCCUCACACCUGAGACAACUGGAUCUGUCCUUUAAUAAUCUGGGAGACUCAGGAGUGAAGCGUCUCUGUGCUGUACUGGAGAAUCCUCACUGUAAACUGGGGACACUGGGGUUGUGUGGUUGUGGUGUCUCAGAUGAAGGCUGUGCUGCUCUGAGUUCAGCUCUGAGAUCAAACCCCUCACACCUGAGACAACUGAAUCUGACUAAUAAUAAUCUGGGAGACUCAGGAGUGAAGUGUCUCUGUGCUGUACUGGAGAAUCCUCACUGUAAAGUGGAGACACUGGAUCUGACUGGGAAUAAACUAGAAAACUCAGGAGUGAAGCGUCUCUGUGCUGUACUGGAGAAUCCUCACUGUAAAGUGGAGACACUGAGGAUCAGUUGUGAUACAAUUAAAGGGGGAAGCGCUGAAGCUCUGGUCUCAGUGCUCAACUCAGAAACCUCCAGUCUGAGAGAACUGCAUCUGACUGUGAAGACACUGGAUCUGUCUGGCAAUAAACUAGAAGACUCAGGAGUGAAGUGUCUCUGUGCUCUACUGGAGAAUCCUCACUGUAAAGUGGAGACACUGGAUCUGUCUGGGAAUAAACUAGAAGACUCAGGAGUGAAGCGUCUCUGUGCUGUACUGGAGAAUCCUCACUGUAAAGUGGAGACACUGGUGUUGUGGCGUUGUGGUGUCUCAGAUGAAGGCUGUGCUGCUCUGAGUUCAGCUCUGAGAUCAAACCCCUCACAUCUGAGACAACUGGAUCUGACUAAUAAUAAUCUGGGAGACUCAGGAGUGAAGCGUCUCUGUGCUGUACUGAGGAAUCCUCACUGUAAACUGGAGAAACUGGGGUUGUGUGGUUGUGGUGUCUCAGAUGAAGGCUGUGCUGCUCUGAGUUCAGCUCUGAGAUCAAACCCCUCACACCUGAGACAACUGGAUCUGUCGAAGAAUAAUCUGGGAGACUCAGGAGUGAAGCGUCUCUGUGCUGUACUGGAGAAUCCUCACUGUAAACUGGAGACACUGGGGUUGUGGGGUUGUGGUGUCUCAGAUGAAGGCUGUGCUGCUCUGAGUUCAGCUCUGAGAUCAAACCCCUCACACCUGAGAGAACUGGAUCUGACUAAUAAUAAUCUGGGAGACUCAGGAGUGAAGCGUCUCUGUGCUGUACUGGAGAAUCCUCACUGUAAACUGGAGAAACUGGGUUUGUGGGGUUGUGGUGUCUCAGAUGAAGGCUGUGCUGCUCUGAGUUCAGCUCUGAGAUCAAACCCCUCACACCUGAGACAACUGAAUCUGUCCUAUAAUAAUCUGGGAGACUCAGGAGUGAAGCGUCUCUGUGCUGUACUGGAGAAUCCUCACUGUAAACUGGAGACACUGAGGUUGUGUGGUUGUGGUGUCUCAGAUGAAGGCUGUGCUGCUCUGAGUUCAGCUUUGAGAUCAAACCCCUCACACCUGAGAGACCUGAAUCUGUCCUUUAAUAAUCUGGGAGACUCAGGAGUGAAGCGUCUCUGUGCUGUACUGGAGAAUCCUCACUGUAAACUGGAGACACUGGGGAUCAGUUGUGAUACAAUUAAAUGGAGAAGCGCUAAAGCUCUGGUCUCAGUGCUCAACUCAGAAACCUCCAGUCUGAGAGAACUGCAUCUGACUGUGAAGACACUGGAUCUGUCUGGGAAUAAACUAGAAGACUCAGGAGUGAAGCGUCUCUGUGCUGUACUGGAGAAUCCUCACUGUAAAGUGGAGACACUGAAGUUGUGGGGUUGUGGUGUCUCAGAUGAAGGCUGUGCUGCUCUGAGUUCAGCUCUGAGAUCAAACCCCUCACACCUGAGACAACUGAAUCUGAUGAAUAAUAAUCUGGGAGACUCAGGAGUGAAGCGUCUCUGUGCUGUACUGGAGAAUCCUCACUGUAAACUGGAGAAACUGGUGUUGUGGGGUUGUGGUGUCUCAGAUGAAGGCUGUGCUGCUCUGAGUUCAGCUCUGAGAUCAAACCCCUCACACCUGAGACAACUGGAUCUGUCUGAUAAUAAUCUGGGAGACUCAGGAGUGAAGCGUCUCUGUGCUGUACUGGAGAAUCCUCACUGUAAACUGGAGACACUGGGGUUGUGGGGUUGUGGUGUCUCAGAUGAAGGCUGUGCUGCUCUGAGUUCAGCUCUGAGAUCAAACCCCUCACACCUGAGACACCUGGAUCUGUCGAAAAAUAAUCUGGGAGACUCAGGAGUGAAGCGUCUCUGUGCUGGACUGGAGAAUCCUCACUGUAAACUGGAGACACUGGGGUUGUAUAAUUGUGGUGUCUCAGAUGAAAGCUGUGCUGCUCUCGCUUCAGCUCUGAGAUCAAAUCCCUCACACCUGAGAGUACUGAGUCUGUCUGGGAAUAAAAUAGGAGACUCAGGAAAGAAGCUGCUCUCUGCUCUUAAGGAUGAUAAACAUUACAAACUACAGACACUCGGGGUGUGAUGAACAUCUGUGUGCGAGAUGAAGACUCUGGUGUUCCUGCAUUUCCAUGUUGGGGAACAGACAGCACAUUCAUAAACACGUCAGUCAUUUAGUUCUAACAAAUGAAAGAGACUCGGAGACGUGGUCAGUGUGUGUUCAUGGUGCACAGUGAAUCAGACUGCACACAAUUCUACACUGAAUGUGGAACAACUUGUGAUCUGCAUGAAACUGCCUGGACCUCAGUCCCUUAAAAACCCUGAAAGAGCAGGUGAAAAAGCACAGGGACUCGAGCUGAACCCAGUCAGUGGAAGAGGGAGCUGAAAUGGACAGGAACAGUUUCAGGACAUUGGUGGGAUUCUCACCUGACAGGAUCAGCAUUUGGGGAGUUAAUCUGAGGAAGCCCCAAGGAGACUCACUACAAGGCACAUUUAUCACUUUGUCCUUUGGUUGGUAUUUAAUAUACACUCACUGAGCACUUUAUUAGGAACACCUGGACGGCCCCGCCUUGUUGAUGAGAGGGUUUACCAGAGAACGGCCAGACUGGUUUGAGCUGACAGAAAAGCUGCAGUAACUCAGAUAACCACUCUGUACAAUUGUGGUGAGCAGAAAAGCAUCUCAAAAUGCACAACACACUGAGGUGGAUGACCACGUCGGGUUCCACUUCUGUCAGCCAAGAACAGAAAGCUGAGGCUGCAGUGGGCACAGGAUCACCACAACUGGACAGGUGAAGAGUGAAAAAAUGUAGCCUGGUCUGAUGAACCUCGAUUUCUGCUGAGGCUCACAGAUGGUGGCGUCAGAAUUUGGCACCAACAGCAUGAAUUAGUGUUCCUAAUAAUGUGCUCUGUGACUGUAGAUUAGAUCUUUUUGUUACAGGAUCAGACCAAAGCUGUUCUUCAUUUUUUAAUAUCUGAUCCUGAUUUUUUUCUGUUAUCAGCUGAUCAAACCCGAUAUGGGAUCAGUGCCAUCACUUUUACUUAAAUCUGAACUAAUUACAGUAUGUUACGUAAUAGUAUCAGUCAAAUACAUUUUGAAGAACUAGUGUAAUUAUUUUGUCAUUUAAAAAUUGUUUAUGGAUUUAAAAUUUUUAUUUAA
Neoarius graeffei (lesser salmon catfish) is the source of this 6049-nucleotide messenger RNA. Its product is annotated as NACHT, LRR and PYD domains-containing protein 3-like. The record is from RefSeq and is a predicted model, not a curated record. Bases 62 to 4978 code for a protein of 1638 amino acids. NCBI's taxonomy places the organism in Eukaryota, Metazoa, Chordata, Actinopteri, Siluriformes, Ariidae. Gene Ontology annotation, molecular function: protein binding. The transcript has 21 exons.